GUGAACGUCAUACUUCUGGUUUCUCGGUGACUCCCCCCUCUUAUGGACCCAGCAGCAGCAGCAGCUCUCAGUUAGCAGCAGCUCUCCCUCCCUCCCUGUGUGUUUGUGAACCAGCAGAGAUUUAACACCGUUUAUGAACGACAAGUCAUAAAAGUAAGUACAGUUAUUCAUGUGAAAUACAUUCUCCCUGAUGUUUGGACAGUUUAACAGACGGUUUGGAGGCUUAGCCUAGCAUGUAGCUCCGGAGAGCUACAGUCACUUUGAAUGACUUCAGUGAGUUAGCAUGAGCUCGUUAGCUGAGCUUUCCUCUCUCUCCAUACUGUCUGAGAAUAAUUCACAUUUAUCUGCUUCAGUUUAUGUCUGUAUCUUUAAUCCUAACAGAUAUAUAUAUUUAAGGACAUUUUGAACAGGUUUUGGUUAAAAAGAGGAAGAAUUAUCACCGUGAGGUAGUGUAAAGUGAAUGGAGGACGGGGCUGACAGCUGCAGAGCUGCAGGUUUGAGGUCAUUUUACAUCAAGUCUGGUGGCUUAAUGAGCAACUUUGACACAUUUUUAUCAGGAUUCAAGCGAAUCAUAUUGUGUCUUUACAGUAGUGGCACUUAAAAACUAAUUAUAAAUUGCUAACUGUUAAAUCAGGGUAAACAUGAGAGCAUUGUAAAGAAAGAAACAUGAAAAUAUUGAGUUUACGGUAAGAUGUGAUCAUAUUUUGCUGUGAAAUCACCAUAAAAAAUUACCUAGCAGUGUUAAAAAUGUACCUAACUGCAUAAGUUGGUCAAAAACAGUUGCUGCCUCCAUACCAUAAACCACUGGUUCUCAACUGGUCUCACUCUGGGACCUACAUUUUUCCAUGGUCCUUUAGUCACGACUUUUAUAAGAUUCAAACCAAGCAAAUUUAUUUUUUAUUAAAAAAAAACUUAAAAGCAUCAAAUAUUUAACAUAAAUACACCCAUUUUAUUUAGUAAAGUGCAUUUCAGAGCACAGGAACUGAGGACGACAACUGCUGAAGCUAACACUACACUGACAUCGUCUAAUUGGACUUCAUACUGACUCAGACGCUACAUGGUCUAACCAAAUGACACAUUAAAAAGACACUUCUUUUUUUUUGCAGCGGGCCUCAUUUUCUUUUUCUUUUUUUUUUCCAGCAGUGGCGGUUCUCGGCCACCGUAAUGAGAUUCUCCAAAAAGUCUAAGUGCAGGAUUGAUUUAUCAGCACCACCAUGAGGCUCAUAAAGCUGAGAUGGUGCGUGUCAAAUGCUGUGGAUGACGUUUUCUCCCGCUCCUACACUCAGGAGACAGAGAAAAAGUUUUUCCAUCACAGUAGCUCCACUUUUCAUGAUUUUGGCUUGUCUUAAAUGUGUCACUCUCCACUCUCAGGAAUCCACCAUGGCUUCUCGAGCAGGUCCCAGAGCAGAGGGCACAGACGGGAGUGACUUCCAGCACCGGGAGAGGGUUGCCUCUCACUAUCAGAUGAGGUGAGUUCUUCAGUCGAGCCAUAAUUGUGCAUUUUGUAGAUCUUUUUAACUGAAAGUAUGCACUCAGUCAUUCCUAACUCGUCUUAUUUUGCUCCUUCAGCGUCGCCUUGAAGUCUGAGAUCCGUAAACUGAACAUCGUCCACGUGCUGAUUUGGGUGCUGAUGGCAGCGCAGGUAAAGGCCUCCUUUCGUUAAAGCUGUUUUUUCCUCGUUUGAAGUGUUAGAAAAUUAAUCUUCUGUUCUUUGUCUUUCUCAGGUGAUCGUGAGCCAGCUCAGCCUCGUGUCCCACAAGAUCGUCGCCUCUCCGUAUCAGUGGGAGUACCCGUACCUCCUCAGCAUCAUCCCCACUGUCUUCAGCUUCUUGGCGUUGCCCCGAAACAACAUCAGCUACCUGGUGAUCUCCAUGAUCAGCGCGGGGCUCUUCUGCGUGGCACCGCUAAUCUACGGCUCCAUGGAGAUGUUCCCUGUUGCUCAGCAGCUGUACCGGCACGGCAAGGCGUACCGCUUCAUCUUCGGCUUCUCGGCCGUGUCCGUCAUGUACCUGGUGAUCGUCAUCGCCGUGCAGGUGCACGCCUGGCAGAUCUACUACAGCAAGAAGCUGCUGGACCAGUGGUUCACCAGCACGCAAGACAAGAAGAAGAAAUAAGAAAACACAGAGAUCAGAUGGAAGAUUUUCAACCUGUAAAUCAAGAGACCAAGAGAAGAGACUCUGAACAGUUCUGUGGUCCUUUGUCAUUUUUCUAUGUUUCUAUUUGACGUGAUUGUCGAUCGAGUCUGCAGUAAAGAAGGGACUGAUGGAGACUGGUGCCAAAACUCCUGUACCUUGUUUUCCCAGGUACUAACAGGGUGAAAAACUGUAAUAAAAGCUGUAAUUAUGUUCCUGAUUUGGAUUUGAAAAUAAAUUUAAAUAUUUAAACACAUUU
Messenger RNA from Xyrichtys novacula (pearly razorfish), 2391 nucleotides. The record is from the annotation of a GenBank genome assembly. Lineage: Eukaryota; Metazoa; Chordata; Actinopteri; Labriformes; Labridae.